AUGGUCAAAUGUAGUGGAUUGGAAAGGUUAGCCAGAAUAUUCACUUCAUUACACUGGUGGUGUUAAGACUUGAAGUAACAUUCUGCCAAAAUACACCGUAAAUUUGCAUGGGGCACAGUUUUCUGCCCACAUGUAAAAAUCCCAUCACCUAAAUUACGGUGAUCUUGAUUAUUAUUUAAUAAAAAAACAUUCUUUAUUAACAUUGACUGUUGGGUGGACGUUAUAAUGUUUCAGUGUGCUCGUUCUUUUUGUAAGACUAAAAGGGAUUUUGACAAAUAUAGUGAACGAGUUAAGAGGCUGGCGUCGCCCCAGCUGUACGUCUUAAUUGACUUUGCUCAGUCUUCACUUAAGUCAGCAAAGAAAUAACAAUUUAUACUUAGCAGAUAAUUUUUGUUUCCAUUCUGCACUAGACCCAUGCCAUUAUACUUCAAGCCAAAGAUUUCAAUCUAGCAAAAUGGUUAAGCACAAGGUUUUCCCUUUCCCAUACAGCACCCCCAGAUAAAAUGCAUAAAGAGAGGUGUUAUAAAUAUAAAUCACUACCCCUAUUUCACACAGCACACUUCCAAGUUCCCCCCUCCAACACCGGUUCAGAGUUAGGUUGUUGCAAUUCCUUUGAUGUGCUGUAGCUUUGAGCCACCUAUCACUUGUACAAUUAUUCUAUAAUGAUAUUAAAGCCUCGGACCUGGUGCCAAUUAGAUUAGUUCUUAUAGAAUGACCCGCAAUGUCUUCAAAGAUGUCUGAGACAGUUUAACAAUAAUAAUGAUAAUAAUAAUAAUGAUUUAUAUUAGUAAUGGAUUUUUAUUAGGCCUUUUUACAUUGUUUGUGUGCAAGGCGCAAGACCAUUGCUCUGAUGUUUGAUGUAAAUAACAAUGAGCGUAACUGAAUUACAAUGUCUUUCUCUUUCUCUGUGUGUGUACAGGACCCCAGAUCAGUGCCCUAGUGUGGUGUCCCUCCUGUCAGAGAGCUACAACCCCCAUGUGCGCUGCGGGGCUGCCAUGGCCCUGGGCAUCUGCUGUGCCGGGACAGGCAACAAGGUGAGUGCCCCUUCUUCCACGUCAUGUACAUCCUUUCCCGACCAACCUCCCUCCCUCACCUCUCUGUGAACAACCUGCAAAUUCUAUUGUCCAGUCCAAAAUCAGCCCAUAGGCUUACCUGGAGACACUUCUUAAUGCAGCCUCAUGAAUCUAAAAUAAUUAAAAGGGUCUAUGAAAUAUUGUGAAAGCUCCUCCUAGUCUGCCACAGGGCUGUGUUGUAUCCCUCCCACACACCAUGCGUGUAGCAAAAUAACGUAAGUCAACAUGAUUUAAAUGUGUUUUCGGAAGGGCUGUGGUCACCAUUCAAGGAAUACAUUAAAUAUAUACAUGUCUUGGUAGUGGGGAGCAAUUGUAUUGUUUUUUUCACAGAUCCAUUAUUUUAGCAACCCUAUAUUCUUGGCAGCCCUGGUGUGAAGGGGAGGAUUGGCAGAGCACACUGUCAUAUGACCCUAAAUAUUUUUAUGUGCUACUUGGAAUUACAAUUUAAGAGGACCAGUGAUUCUACAGCUAAAAAUAAUAAUAAUCUCACAUCUGUGCUGUUUGGGAGCGAUGUUGUUGGACUACAUAUUGUUGUUUCCUCUUCAAGUGAUACAUUGUAUCAUUUCGCUUGACCGUGAGAGCCACAAGUUCUUUCAAGUUUCUCAGUGUAUAUUCUGAAGGUUUGCAUUAAAAUAAAGUGUGUAGCCUACUACAUAUCACUGGUGUAGCCUAUAGGCCUACUAUUACAUUUUUUUCACAGCAUCUGACCUGAUUGGAUCCCCCUCACCUACUGAACAAACAUGCUAUACAGUGCAAAGCCCGCCACAUGAUCUCCAGCCCAGACCACCCACUCCACCGCUGCUUUCAUCUCCCAUCAGGUCAGGGAAAUCAGACAAUUAAAUAGCGCACACUGGCCUCUCGGGGAUCCGGGGGGGACGGGGGUGGUAUGCCGAUCACUGGGAUGACUGCCCAACUUGGGAUGGGGAGGGGCUUUAGCGGGGGAAUUGGUGGAGAACAAUUGGAGGGUUACUUAGUAGCAAUGCAAAUAUCAUUGUACAGCUAUAUGGACACUCAGUCACUAUGGUAUUUUCUAUUGGUAAAUUUACAAAUAUAUAUAUAUAUCUAUAUCUAUAAAAUGAUAAAUAGAUUUGAAACUUGUAAUGGCUUAGCAGAUAAUAACAAAAGAAGAACAAUAUUUACAUGGCUCAAAGAGAAGGAAUAUAAUAUAUAUUGUUUACAGGAAACUCAUUCAACAAUUCUAGAUGAAGUUGCGUGGAAAAAGGAAUGGGGGGACGAAAUAUACAGUGGGGGAAAAAAGUAUUUAGUCAGCCACCAAUUGUGCAAGUUCUCCCACUUAAAAAGAUGAGAGAGGCCUGUCAUUUUCAUCAUAGGUACACGUCAACUAUGACAGACAAAUUGAGGAAAAAAAAUCCAGAACAUCACAUUGUAGGAUUUUUUAUGAAUUUAUUUGCAAAUUAUGGUGGAAAAUAAGUAUUUGGUCACCUACAAACAAGCAAGAUUUCUGGCUCUCACAGACCUGUAACUUCUUCUUUAAGAGGCUCCUCUGUCCUCCACUCGUUACCUGUAUUAAUGGCACCUGUUUGAACUUGUUAUCAGUAUAAAAGACACCUGUCCACAACCUCAAACAGUCACACUCCAAACUCCACUAUGGCCAAGACCAAAGAGCUGUCAAAGGACACCAGAAACAAAAUUGUAGACCUGCACCAGGCUGGGAAGACUGAAUCUGCAAUAGGUAAGCAGCUUGGUUUGAAGAAAUCAACUGUGGGAGCAAUUAUUAGGAAAUGGAAGACAUACAAGACCACUGAUAAUCUCCCUCGAUCUGGGGCUCCACGCAAGAUCUCACCCCGUGGGGUCAAAAUGAUCACAAGAACGGUGAGCAAAAAUCCCAGAACCACACGGGGGGACCUAGUGAAUGACCUGCAGAGAGCUGGGACCAAAGUAACAAAGCCUACCAUCAGUAACACACUACGCCGCCAGGGACUCAAAUCCUGCAGUGCUAGACGUGUCCCCCUGCUUAAGCCAGUACAUGUCCAGGCCCGUCUGAAGUUUGCUAGAGUGCAUCCAGAAGAGGAUUGGGAGAAUGUCAUAUGGUCAGAUGAAACCAAAAUAUAACUUUUUGGUAAAAACUCAACUCGUCGUGUUUGGAGGACAAAGAAUGCUGAGUUGCAUCCAAAGAACACCAUACCUACUGUGAAGCAUGGGAGUGAAAACAUCAUACUUUGGGGCUGUUUUUCUGCAAAGGGACCAGGACGACUGAUCCGUGUAAAGGAAAGAAUGAAUGGGGCCAUGUAUCGUGAGAUUUUGAGUGAAAACCUCCUUCCAUCAGCAAGGGCAUUGAAGAUGAAACGUGGCUGGGUCUUUCAGCAUGACAAUGAUCCCAAACACACCGCCCGGGCAACGAAGGAGUGGCUUCGUAAGAAGCAUUUCAAGGUCCUGGAGUCUCCAGAUCUCAACCCCAUAGAAAAUCUUUGGAGGGAGUUGAAAGUCCGUGUUGCCCAGCGACAGCCCCAAAACAUCACUGCUCUAGAGGAGAUCUGCAUGGAGGAAUGGGCCAAAAUACCAGCAACAGUGUGUGAAAACCUUGUGAAGACUUACAGAAAACGUUUGACCUGUGUCAUUGCCAACAAAGGGUAUAUAUCAAAGUAUUGAGAAACUUUUGUUAUUGACCAAAUACUUAUUUUCCACCAUAAUUUGCAAAUAAAUUCAUAAAAAAUCCUACAAUGUGAUUUUCUGGAUUUUUUUCCCUCAUUUUGUCUGUCAUAGUUGACGUGUACCUAUGAUGAAAAUUACAGGCCUCUCUCAUCUUUUUAAGUGGGAGAACUUGCACAAUUGGUGGCUGACUAAAUACUUUUUUUCCCCACUGUACUUCUCUCAUGGGCAAAGAAACUCAAAAGGGAUGAUGAUAUUAAUUAACAGUAAUUUCGAUCCGAAUGUGCAAAUUGUCCAAACAGAUACGCAAGGUAGAUGGAUUAUUUUAAAUAUGUUAUUGGACCAUAAACAGAUAUGGCUCAUUAACCUUUACGGACCAAAUAAUGAUGAUCCACACUUCUUUGACAGUGAGGGAAAGAAGUAUUUGAUCCCCUGCUGAUUUUGUACGUUUGCCCACUGACAAAGACAUGAUCAGUGUAUAAUUUUAAUGGUAGGUUUAUUUGAACAGUGAGAGACAGAAUAACAACAACAAAAUCCAGAAAAACGCAUAAAAAUGUUAAAUUGAUUUGCAUUUUAAUGAGGGAAAUAAGUAUUUGACCCCUCUGCAAAACAUGACUUAGUACUUGGUGGCAAAACCCUUGUUGGCAAUCACAGAGGUCAGACAUUUCUUGUUGGUGGCCACCAGGUUUGCACACAUCUCAAGAGGGAUUUUGUCCCACUCCUCUUUGCAGAUCUUCUCCAAGUCAUUAAGGUUUCGAGGCUGACGUUUGGCAACACGAAUCUUCAGCUCCCUCCACAGAUGUUCUAUGGGAUUAAGGUCUGGAGACUGGCCUAGGCCACUCCAGGACCUUAAUGUGCUUCUUCUUGAGCCACUCCUUUGUUGCCUUGGCCGUGUGCUUUGGGUCAUUGUCAUGCUGGAAUACCCAUUCACGACCCAUUUUCAAUGCCCUGGCUGAGGAAAGGAGGUUCUCACACAAGAUUUGAUGGUACAUGGCCCCGUCCAUCAUCCCUUUGAUGCGGUGAAGUUGUCCUGUCCCCUUGGCAGAAAAACACCCCCAAAGCAUAAUGUUUCCACCUCCAUGUUUGACGGAGGGGAUGGUGUUCUUGGGGUCAUAGGCAGCAUUCCUCCUCAUCUGACCACAACACUUUCACCCAGUUCUCCUCUGAAUCAUUCAGAUGUUCAUUGGCAAACUUCAGACGGGCCUGUACAGUGGGGGAAAAAAGUAUUUAGUCAGCCACCAAUUGUGCAAGUUCUCCCACUUAAAAAGAUGAGAGAGGCCUGUCAUUUUCAUCAUAGGUACACGUCAACUAUGACAGACAAAUUGAGGAAAAAAAAUCCAGAACAUCACAUUGUAGGAUUUUUUAUGAAUUUAUUUGCAAAUUAUGGUGGAAAAUAAGUAUUUGGUCACCUACAAACAAGCAAGAUUUCUGGCUCUCACAGACCUGUAACUUCUUCUUUAAGAGGCUCCUCUGUCCUCCACUCGUUACCUGUAUUAAUGGCACCUGUUUGAACUUGUUAUCAGUAUAAAAGACACCUGUUCACAACCUCAAACAGUCACACUCCAAACUCCACUAUGGCCAAGACCAAAGAGCUGUCAAAGGACACCAGAAACAAAAUUGUAGACCUGCACCAGGCUGGGAAGACUGAAUCUGCAAUAGGUAAGCAGCUUGGUUUGAAGAAAUCAACUGUGGGAGCAAUUAUUAGGAAAUGGAAGACAUACAAGACCACAGAUAAUCUCCCUCGAUCUGGGGCUCCACGCAAGAUCUCACCCCGUGGGGUCAAAAUCACAAGAACCACACAGGGGGACCUAGUGAAUGACCUGCAGAGAGCUGGGACCAGAUUAACAAAGCCUACCAUCAGUAACACACUACGCCGCCAGGGACUCAAAUCCUGCAGUGCCAGACGUGUCCCCCUGCUUAAGCCAGUACAUGUCCAGGCCCGUCUGAAGUUUGCUAGAGUGCAUUUGGAUGAUCCAGAAGAGGAUUGGGAGAAUGUCAUAUGGUCAGAUGAAACCAAAAUAGAACUUUUUGGUAAAAACUCAACUCGUCGUGUUUGGAGGACAAAGAAUGCUGAGUUGCAUCCAAAGAACACCAUACCUACUGUGAAGCAUGGGGGUGGAAACAUCAUGCUUUGGGGCUGUUUUUCUGCAAAGGGACCAGGACGACUGAUCCGUGUAAAGGAAAGAAUGAAUGGGGCCAUGUAUCGUGAGAUUUUGAGUGAAAACCUCCUUCCAUCAGCAAGGGCAUUUAAGAUGAAACGUGGCUGGGUCUUUCAGUAUGACAAUGAUCCCAAACACACCGCCCGGGAACGAAGGAGUGGCUUCGUAAGAAGCAUUUCAAUGUCCUGGAGUGGCCUAGCCCCUCUCCAGAUCUCAACCCCAUAGAAAAUCUUUGGAGGGAGUUGAAAGUCUGUGUUGCCCAGCGACAGCCCCAAAACAUCACUGCUCUAGAGGAGAUCUGCAUGGAGGAAUGGGCCAAAAUACCAGCAACAGUGUGUGAAAACCUUGUGAAGACUUACAGAAAACGUUUGACCUGUGUCAUUGCCAACAAAGGGUAUAUAACAAAGUAUUGAGAAACUUUUGUUAUUGACAAAAUACUUAUUUUCCACCAUAAUUUGCAAAUAAAUUCAUAAAAAAUCCUACAAUGUGAUUUUCUGGAGAAAAAAAGUCUCAUUUUGUCUGUCAUAGUUGACGUGUACCUAUGAUGAAAAUUACAGGCGCCUCAUCUUUUUAAGUGGGAGAACUUGCACAAUUGGUGGCUGACUAAAUACUUUUUUCCCCCACUGUAUAUGUGCUUUCUUGAGCAGGGGGACCUUGCGGCGUUGCAGGAUUUCAGUCCUUCACGGCGUAGUGUGUUACCAAUUGUUUUCUUGGUGACUAUGGUCCCAGCUGCCUUGAGAUCAUUGACAAGAUCCUCCCGUGUAGUUCUGGGCUGAUUCCUCACCGUUCUCAUGAUCAUUGCAACUCCACGAGGUGAGAUCUUGCAUGGAGCCCCAGGCUGAGGGAGAUUGACAGUUAUUUUGUGUUUCUUCCAUUUGCGAAUAAUCGCACCAACUGUUGUCACCUUCUCACCAAGCUGCUUGGCGACGGUCUUGUAGCCCAUUCCAGCCUUGUGUAGGUCUACAAUCUUGUCCCUGACAUCCUUGGAGAGCUCUUUGGUCUUGGCCAUGGUGGAGAGUUUGGAUUCUGAUUGAUUGAUUACUUCUGUGGACAGGUCUCUUUUUAUACAGGUAACAAGCUGAGAUUAGGAGCACUCCCUUUAAGAGUGUGCUCCUAAUAUCAGCUCGUUACCUGUAUAAAAGACACCUGGGAGCCAGAAAUCUUUCUGAUUGAGAGGGGGUCAAAUACUUAUUUCCCUCAUUAAAAUGCAAAUCAAUUUAUAACAUUUUUGACAUGCGUUUUUCUGGAUUUUUUUGUUGUUAUUCUGUCUCUCACUGUUCAAAUAAACCUACCAUUAAAAUUAUACACGGAUCAUUUCUUUGUCAGUGGGCAAGCGUACAAAAUCAGCAGGGGAUCAAAUACUUUUUUCCCUCACUGUAUAUCCACAGUAAAACAAGUCCUUUACCGACAUAACCUGAAAGGACGCUCAGCAAGGAAGAAGGCACUUCUCCAAAACCGCCAUUAAAAAGGCCAGACUAUGGUUUACAACUGCACAUGGGGACAAAUAUCGUACUUUUUGGUGAACUGUCCUCUGGUCUGAUGAAACACCAUCCCAACCGUGAAGCACGGGGGUGGCAGCAUCAUGCUGUGGCGGUGCUUUGCUGCAGGAGGGACUGGUGCACUUCACUAAAUAGAUGGCAUCAUGAGGAUGGAAAAUUAUGUGGAUAUAUUGAAGCAACAUCUCAAGACAUCAGUCAGGAAGUUAAAGCUUGGUCACAAAUGGGUCUUCCAAAUGGACAAUGACCCCAAGCAUACUUCCAAAGUUGUGGCAAAAUGGCUUAAGGACAACAAAGUCAAGGUAUUGGAUUGGCCAUAACAAAGCCCUGACCUCAAUCCUAUAGAAAAUGUGUGGGCAGAACUGAAAAAGCGUGUGCGAGCAAGGAGGCCUACAAACCUGACUCAGUUACACCAGCUCUGUCAGGAGGAAUGGGCCAAAAUUAACCAAACUUAUUGUGGGAAGCUUGUGGAAGGCUACCUGAAACGUUUGACCCAGGUUAAACAAUUUAAAGGCAAUGCUACCAAAUACAAAUUGAGUGUAUGUAAACUUCUGACCCACUGGGAAUGUGAUGAAAUAAAUAAAAGCUGAAAUAAAUCAUUCUCUCUACUAUUAUUCUGACAUUUCACGUUCUUAAAAUAAAAUGGUGAUCCUAACUGACCUAAAACAGGGAAUUUUUACUAGGAUUAAAUGUCAGGUAUUGUGAAAACUGAGUAGUAAAUGUAUUUGGCUAAGGUUUAUGUAAACUUCCGACUUCAACAGUAGAUAUUUCCGUUUUGUAUAUUUUUUUUUUAUACAUUUGCCAAAAUGUCGAAAAAUCGCUUUUUGCUUUGUUAUUAUGGGAUAUUGUGUGUAACUUGAUGAGGGGAAAAACACAAUUUAAUCAAUUUUAGAAUAAGGCUGUAACAUAGAGAGGGAGAAGAGGCUGCCACCAUGUACAGAAUUGCUUAAUGAUUUGGGCUGAUCACUUUUAGGUACCUUAGCCCAAGCAGAGUCAGUCUUCGGGGAGAGGAAUAAUGAUGUGGCUGGAGCAGUGGGUAAACUAUUAGAUGGAGCGCAUGCCCUCUGCCAUAAUUUAUACACCUGGGUGUUUGGAUAUUUUUAUUGCAGUUUUAUUUAGGUUCUCGCUGCCUAGGGUUUGGAUUGGACCCUCUUUCAUGCAGCCUUAUCUGUCACUACAAAGGUGUGCGCCGUCAUGAAAACAUGUUAAAAAAAAUAUAGAUGUUUUUCAAAUUUCUUCUAAAUGAAAUACAGAAAUCUAAUUCACAUAAGUAUUCACACUCCUGAGUCAAUAAUUUGUAGAUGCACCUUUGUCUUUCUGGGUAUGUGUCUUAAGAGCUUUCCACACCUGGAUUGUGCAACAUUUGCCCAUUUAUUAUUUUCAAAAUUCUUCAAAUUGGUUGUUGAUUGUUGCUAGACAACCAUUGUAUGGUCUUGCCAUAGAUUUUGAAGUAGAUUUAAGUCAAACUAUAUCUCAGCCACUCAGGAAAAUCCACUGUCUUCUUGGUAAGCAACUCCAGUGUAGAUUUGGCCUUGUGUUUUUGAUUAUUGUCCUGCUGAAAGGUGAAUUCAUCUCCCAGUGUCUGGUGGAAAGCAGAAUGAACCAGGUUUUCCUGUAGGAUUUUCUCUGUGCUUAGUUCCAUUCAGUUUUCUUUUUAUCCUGAAAAACUCCCCAGUUCUUAACGAUUGCAAGUGUACCCAUAACACAACACAGCCACCACUAUGCUUGAACAUAUGGAAAGUGGUAGUCAGUAAUGUGUUGUAUUGGAUUUGCCCCAAACAUAACACUUUGUAUUCAGGACAAAAAUGGAAUUGCUUUGCCACAUUUUCUGCAGUAUUACUUUAGUGACUUGUUGCAAACAGAAUGCAUGUUUUGGAAUAUUUGUAUUCUGUACAUGCUUCCUUCUUUUCACUCUGUCAGUUAGGCUAGUAUUGUGGAGUAACUACAAUGUUGUUGAUCCAUCCUCCGUUUUCUCCUAUCACAGCCACAGCCAUAAGUCACCAUUGGCCUCAUGGGGAAAUCCCUGAGCGGUUUCCUUCCUCUCUGGCAACUGAGUUAGGAAGGACGCCUGUAGCUUGGUAGUGACUGGGAAUAUUGAUACACCAUCCAAAGUGUAAUUAAUAACUUCACCAUGCUCAAAGGGAUAUUCAAUGUCUGCUUUUAUUUUUAUUUUACCCGUCUACAAAUAGCUGCCCUUCUUUGCGAGGCAUUGGAAAACCUCCCUGAUCUUUGUGGUUGAAUUUGUUUUUGAAAUUCACUGCUCAACUGAGCGACCUUACAGAUAUGUUGAUGUGUGUACUACAGAGAUGAGGUAGUCAUUCAAAGAUCAUGUUAAACACUAUUAUUACACACAGAGAGUCCAUGCAAAAUAUUAUGACUUGUUAAGCAAAUUGUUACUCCUGAACUUAUUUAGGCUUGCCAUAACAAAGGGGUUGAAUACUUAUUAACUCAAGACAUUUCAACUUUUCAUUUUGUAUUAAUUUGUAAAAAUUCAGAAUUCUACUUUGACAAUAUAGGGUAUUGUGCGAAGGCCAGUGACAAAUAAAUCUCAGUAAAACAUAUAACGCGACAAAAUCAAGGGGUGUGAAUACUUUUUGAAGGCACUGUAUUUAAACUUCUGACAGUGUAGAACUCUCACCUAGCCCAAAGGAGGAGUGAUAAGUCUUCCUACAGUACUACUGAGGCCCCUGUCUGUAUGCCAUGGUCUUCAUCAGCUCGCUCUGCUGAUUGAAUCUGACAGUAAUUACCCGCAAUUAAAACCUCUGCACCAAGACCAAUCACAAAGAGGAUGUGGUCGCUGAGGCUCCGUCAGUGUCCGUUUAACGCCAUGCCCCCCUGCACGCCGUUGCCACGGUAAGCGGAGCGGAGAGCUCGGAGCCAAUCAUUUAUUUUCCCCACCUCGUGUCAUCGGUUUGUUUUCUCUCAUGGAGAGCGGACUCCGCCCUCUGGGGGGCCGGCAGUGUGGGUUACAGUCAUUACCAGAGUGGAGCAGCUAAGAACAAGGAGACGGAGGCCCCCUUCUUGUUCAUUAUUGAGACAUGAUGGGAGGAAGUAGUAGGCUUCUGCUGACCUUGGAAGACCACUCCACACUGCUAAGAGACUAAAACCAAAGAGAACAGAUUCUGAGUGGUUCAGUUCUUAAAUCCCUUUGUUUUGUGUAGUAUUCAGUUACUUAAGUUCCUCUAUGCUCACCCAAUCCUUUUUUAUAUAUUCCUUUUUAAAGCUUGUCUUAAUAUGCAGAAUUAAAAAUCAUUUUUACAUGGGAAUGGAAACACUAAUCUUUAGAACACCAGCUAACUGUAAAUUGCCAUAUUGGCAUUAUUGCAUCACCGGUAGGAGAGUUCUGGAAUUCCUGAAUUAUUAAUUAGCAUAAUUUGCUGGUGUCAAAUCAUGUAUGAAAACAUGAUACAUAAUUUGAAAGCUGGGAAAUGGCUCUUUCAAAUGAUAUGACAUACAAUAGCACCACAUCAAUCAAAUGGUAAUCAUUCAAGAAAAAACACCUGUGUAAAUGUGUAUUUUAUACGCCUUUUUCCCCAAAGAACUGCCAUUUGCACAACUUCCUAAUUAAGAUAGAGAAAAUGUUAAAGCAUAUCGAGUCUUCUUUUUUUAUUUGUAAGGGUUGAUAAUCUGAAAUCAGAAUAGUAAUACCUUUUAGGGCGGCAGGUAGCUUAGUGGUUAAGAGCGUUGUGCCAGUAACCGAAAGGUCGCUGGUUCUAAUCCCCGAGCCGACUAGGCCCACUUGGAGUUUGCCAAAAGGCACGUAAAGGACUCUCAGACCAUGAGAAACAAGGUUCUCUGGUCUGAUGAAACCAAGAUUUAACUCUUUGGCCUGAAUGCCACCCGAGCAUCCCAGUGGCAGCAUUCACUUUCAGUCUCCGCGCCAAAACUCACUAUUUGCGCGCACCUACCAAUGACACAUUGGCGUCAUAUUUAAAUGCACAUGUUUAGUAUUAGUGGAUUGAAUACAUCUCUUUGCUUAGCUUUACUUUUUUAAAGUGUUUCCAUUCCCCUUUAAGGGCAAUAUGUUUUCAAUCUAUGAAUCCAAUAGAGAUCUCAAGUGUAGGCCUCAUCUUGGGUCCUCACUGCUGAGUGCUGAGGUUUGCCCUGGCACAGCAGAGCCCGCCCUUCCUCAGAAGCCCCUGGUAACUUGUGCCAAGCGGCUGAGCUGGUACCCUCUGCCAGGCUUAACUCUUAAUACCCAUGAGAUCGCUGGUCCAAACACUGGCCUAGAGGUUCCUAACUGGACUGAGAGAGCUCACUGUUUACCAACCUGAGCCUCUUCUCCCUUAAGGAGCUGGGGCUUAUCCUCCUGUAGAACAGCAAAGUACUGUGCUCGUACGCGAGUAGCACCCAACUACGUCUAAGUAAUUUACUUGGACUCUAAACAACACGAUAACCUCGUCUUGAGGAUUUACCUGUUUUCUGUUUAAGUUGUCUUCUAGGUGUUCGUUUAAUUUGUGUAUUUUAUUAUCAUUGACAAGUUAUUUUGUUCUUUCUCCCUUCUCAGGAGGCCAUUAACCUGCUGGAGCCCAUGACCAAUGACCCAGUGAACUAUGUGAGACAGGGCGCCCUCAUCUCAUCGGCCCUCAUCAUGAUCCAGCAGACCGAGGUCACCUGUCCCAAGGUGAGUGGAAGUGAAACAGUCCAUCCCAUUCACAGCCCACAUUUAGGAGAGAAAUUGGCGACCAGUAACUUUGUUAUUCACAGACUUUAAAAUAUAUUUGUUGUAUGGCUAAUGGUGGAAUUAUCUGUUUGCAUGUUAUGCUAACCUAUAGACAUUUUCUCUAUUUUGAGUCCUCAACUUCUCUGCUGCUGAAUCCUAACCAGUCCCAGUGGGGGCUCUGGGUCCUAAGCAAAAGCUGUCUGUUUCAAGCGAGGGGGCUUUCAACUGAGCGAUGAUGUGCCUCAGUGCCUAAUACUGAGUAUAAUGAGGGAGUGAGAAAAUAAAUGAAAGGACAAAAGAAAAUGAAAUUGAGGCAAUGGUAUUUAACAAUGAUACCUGAUUCACAUAGGAUUUGCGGUAUGUUGCCUGAAAAAAUUAUAAAUUGGGGAAUGUUUAUAUGGUGCCCUUUCAAACAGCCAAAUGUUUACCACAUUCUUGUCAGCAUUCGCCUUUCUAUAUAGCCAUUGCUUAGCCGCAACUGAGCAAGAGGCAUUCAACUUUGACCCUGUUGUUGCAGUCAUUUUCAUGGUAACCUGGCGUGACAGUAAGCUCUAAAUUCCCCUCUAAAUUCCCCAGACAGAAAUGCACUGCUUUCAUUUCUUCACAUUCACAGCAGUAAGUUAGCAGCUCGCAUACAUUACCUUGUAAUGUGUUAACUUUCCUGUUAUGGUGAAUAAAAAGUUGGCUACAGUUAAACUCAAAACGUUGUCAGAUAUGUUCUGGUAAUAAUAUGAGCUGGCUAGCCAGCUAGAUAGCUAGCAACAAGCUAAAAGAUUGUCUAGAAUGUUUCUUUUCGUUGCCUGGCUUGCAAGAUUGACAUAUCCCAAAAAAAAAUGGGGGGUGCACAAAAGAAUGCAGGUAAAGUUGCUGUUUGGACCAGGCUGCUGCGAUGUCAUGCAGACUGCUGUUUUUGUGUUUAUACUUUUUCAUAAUGACAAAGACAACUUUAAUGUCAGACAACAACAAUAGAAUGUUCAUGAUUUAAUCCAUGCCAAAGACGGUAAGAUGAAGGGCGACGUUUAUACUGAGAGGUUGGCGGGACUUUGAAAUAACAUUACCGCAAUCAUGACUAGGCUGGUUGGCGGAAAUACAAGUACAGGCUUUGUCGCCGGUAAUACCUUUCAGAUAUAAAGAAAAGGUGGCAGGUUCUGUUUGAAAGGGAUAUCAGUCAGCAGAGGGUAGGAAAGAGAAAAGGGUGGGGAGGCUAGCUAAAAGGAGCUGCUCUCUCUCUCUCUUUCUCCGUUUUGCACAACAAGCUCUGUCACAGCCGUUUAAGAAAUGCCAGACCCAUUUUCAAAGCAUCCCCUGGUAUCGGCCUGUACAGCAACAGCCUUUGAGCUCGGGGCGGUUUGAAAGAUUGUUCAAUGAGACUCAUUUUAAAUUGGAAACGGCAGGAGGCACUACACUUGUGCCCGUGUUUACUCUGGGGGGUAUUUUCAGCAUCUUUCCAGAUUUUGUUUGGUGUGCUCUGUCACUGAUGAUGGUGGCAUAGCAGCUAGCGUGGCAGUACGGCGGGUGUGUGUGUACACCUUGGACAUGCAGGUUGUUUAUGUAGGCCUACACUGCCAUAUUGUUAGGGACUGCCCGCCUGCUGGCUUUUUUCUCAGCACACUUUUAUUUCAAGCCACGCACACGGUACGUGCCAGUAAUGUAAACACACACGCUCAACUAAACUUUUCUUUCAUACACACACCCUCUCUCGGUUAUUUCGUUGUGUGACAUUUUUUAUGGUUGAAGCCACGCUGUCAUUAAUUGCGGUGGGCCUGUUUAAAUGUGAAGCCACACUGAUGUUUUCAAGUGUUCUUGAAACAGGAAGGAGAUCCGGUGCAGUUGUGUUAAAUCGUGUUCGUCGAGUAUGUGCCUCAGUGCCUCGCUCCCAGGUGGGCCACUUACUUUACAGGACUCAUUUUUAAUUUCCUUUGAAAUAUGUUACAUGGAAUUAUUAAUGGUAAUGUUUUAGCCAUAUAACCCUUUCUUCUUAUAUAUUUAUUAUUGAGAAGGGUCUAGUGAGUUUCUAACCAGGUGAUAGUGGCUCUCGCUUCAUGUCAGUUCCAAAUGUGGGCCUUGGCAUGCAUAUUGACUUUAUCAGAGGCAAAAACUGGACAACAAAGAACUUAAGUAUAUUUUAUGGAAUAAGAGUGCUAGAUUAUAAUGUGGAGGCCCACCAAAUGAACUGAACAAUGAGUUUGAGUCAUAAUGGUUUUCGUUGCUUUCCUGACACAGGUGAACCAGUUCCGGCAGCUAUACUCCAAGGUCAUCAAUGACAAGCACGAUGACGUCAUGGCCAAGUUCGGGGCCAUCCUGGCCCAGGGCAUCCUGGAUGCAGGUCAGUGUCUUGUGUCCAAGUGUGUGUGACUGACAUUUGGUGGGAUUUCUUCAGAAGAUGCGUGGGUGUAUCUGUUUCAGUCUGCUGUUUAGGGGAAGUGUGCCUGAAUAUGUGUGUGUGUUGGCAAGAUUUACAGGGGGUCAAGUCCCAGCCGCCCCUCAGGGCUUGACCACCCCUGUGUCCUGUGAUUUUCCCCAACUUCCUUCUCUGGAAGCGAUCAUGCUACGAUGCAUUAGCACCUGGCUGGCCAGCAUUGAGAACAGCAACAUGACUCUUGUGAUUACUGUUAGUCUGACGGUCUAUGUGUUUAUUUGUGUGUGUGUAUGCGCGCCAGGAUUUCCGUUAGCCGGUAGUGCUGAGAGAUUAACCAAAAUUUAAUUUUUUGUUUUUGUGGUUAUUAAACAACUAAUUGACCAACGUCUAUUAGUUGGAUACCAUUUUACGGCUGCUACGUUAGGUUAGAUACACAUGUGUUUACAACACAAUGACAAGAGAGCGGGAUGGAGACAGUCUGCCUGAUCUACUUUGAAAAACGAGUAAAAUGAUUGUCAGACAGCUCUGCAGCAUACUUAGGCAGGUUAGCCUAGUUAAAUAGGAUGUCUAAAGACAGUACAGUAUGGGGAAAACAGAGAUACUGUAACGUUAGAUUGUUGGCUGGCUGGCUGCUACUGCCUGAGCAGAGAUGAGAUGAUGACUUUAAGGAAUUAACAAUUAUAAAGUCAUCAAAUAAAACUAAGCAAUAUACACAACUGAAAUAUUUUAUUAUUUCAUAAUAAUUUCCUAUUUUUCUAUGUGGCCCUGACAGAGACGAUGGAAUAUUUUCAAUGUUUUGGCAAUUGAAAGUUCACAAUUUUUGGCUUUGGAAUUUCUAUUAAAAAGCUCUAAUCCUUUUAAUGUCAUUAUUUUAUAAUGUAUUUAAUGUGCAAAUAAAUAAUCUGAAUCGAUAACCGUGAAAAAAAAUAAAAUAAGUAAUCGAACCGAACCUGAACCGAUCUCAAAAAGCACAAAUCGCUCAUUACUAUUAGCCUGCUUUUGGCCAAGAAAUGAAUAAAUGAAAAGCCGGCCAAUUGUCCGGGAGAAGAAAAAAAGUCCCAUUGCAAAAUAAUGCUUUUUAGCCUAUUUAAUGAUGGAAAUACAUUUGACCGGUCAUGCUUAUCGGUCUAUAGGUUCAUAAUUUAGUGGAAUUAAAUUGGCGCAUGUGUAUUUUCGUUAGUCGUUAUGUUUAUCACACGCGCAGAGCAUACAGAUACAGAGCCUAUGAUGAGUAGAAAUCUGUCAGACAGCUCAUUUGUUGCUGCUGGAGUGAAACAUGCUUUUAUAAGCCCAAUCAUUGCAUAACAAUUCUAAAUGCAAUCGUGUGUUAAAUGACUAUUUUUAUUUCUCAACUGGUAAUUGAAGCACAAUUUCCAUUCGCUAUUCAAGUGCAUAUAGGCUUCAGUGCGUCACACACCACUUUGCAAUGAGGUGGAGGCAGUAUGCUUUUUUAACAUACAGUGAGGGAAAAAAGUAUUUGAUCCCCUGCUGAUUUUGUACGUUUGCCCACUGACAAAGAAAUGAUCAGUCUAUAAUUUUAAUGGUAGGUUUAUUUGAACAGUGAGAGAUAGAAUAACAACAAAAAAAUCCAGAAAAACGCAUGUCAAAAAUGUUAUCAAUUGAUUUGCAUUUUAAUGUUUAUUGAAAACAUAAAUACAUUUGCACAAUGAGCACUUGCAGUCUCUCAAAUACAUAGUUGAAGUUGUUGGUUAGCUAGCGAAUUUCAGCCAUAUUAGCAUUGACAUGAAAUCAGUCAAAACACCUCAAAACAAGACAUGGUAUCAAGAACAAGAUGAAACGAGCUGAAACGAGCCACUUAUGAUCCCCCACAUGGCAGUUUCUUGUCAUUCUUGCUAGCAAUCUGAUCAUCCAGAAUCAAAACAACUCGCUGACUUCUGCCCCAUUGAAGCGUGCAGGUGGACUCCAAUCAAGUUGUAGAAACAUAUCAAGGAUGAUCAAUGGAACCAGGUCAAUUACUUUUUAGUUUAACAAGCUUAAAAGUGAAAAGGGAACAAAUGUCAGUAAAACAAUGACCUGGCAUGGCUAGUAUAAGAGAAGAGUGUGUGGUGUUUGCUGUGAUUAGGAGGUCAAGGGCUGGGGGUGCAGAGGUAGAAUAAUAGACCUCCACUGCCCUCUGGGAGUCAAAUAUGGAGAGGAGGAUGGAGGGAGUGAGGGAGUGGGAGGAAGAGAGGUGCGGAGGAGUGUGCGGUUUCUUGCGAGAGCUGCUUUCUAAGGCUAAACCCUCGGUAAUGAGCACCAGAGAUCAUGAAAUGGAACCCUAAUAGUUUCUGCCUGUCACAUUUCAUAAGAUUAUCCAACCCCACACCAAAGAAAAAACUCAUAACUUGACUAAUACGCCACAUCCACAUCUGAAAUCAAAGUAGUACAGUAGAAGUGAAGUGAUGGUUAUUUAGGUGGAAGCUGCCUGUACAGUACUCAACACCUAUCUUUUCAGGUCGCCUCAAAACAUGGAUAUGUAUCUGGGAGCAGUGGCCUGACAGUUUUUAAGGGUAGUAGAGUGAGAGGAGAGGCGCGAGCUUCAGUGUGCUAUCUGGCUAACGAUCCCGUAUUAAGAUCUUGUCUGGGCGGUCUUACGUGACAGAAAACAGAGGGGACUUCGGAGUUCUUUAUCUUGGCAGGAGAACGGGGUCUCCCAGUUUGAUCUUGUCGGUUGCUGUAGUGGCACGGAUUGGCUGAAAGCAUUAUGGGAACACAAAUAUUGCAAAAGACAAACCCUGCUGCAGUAUGAGAGCAAUAUAGGCUCCUUUACUAUAAUGUGUACACAAAGUGCACAUGCAUGCACACAAAAACACAGCAUAAUUCUGAUUUAAACUUGUUGCCAGUGUUAAAUUUGACUAAGUAUUCUUCAAAAUGAAACAAGGCUCGGUUGUGUAUACACCAGGUUAUAUACACCCGCACCUGAUGUGUAUUUAGACAGCAUUUAACACAGAGGGACCUGCUGGUUUCUGUUGAGGUAAUACAUAAGGCCCAAUGUUAGCAGUGGAGUAUGCCUUUCUGCUCCGGCCUGUGUUUGGGGUAUGCGUAUACACAUCUGUGUGAGUGUGUGUGUGUCAAGCGUUUGAUAUGAUGAUGUGCAGCUCUCUGGGACCCCACACACAAAAGUACACUGGACGCAUGCACGCACACACAAAAACGCUCACUGUACGCUUGCACGCACACCAGGGUUCACGGACAUUUGACCGGCAGCAUUUUAAUUUAAAUGGACAUUUGAGAAAUUUACCGGACCCAUAUGCAUUGGGUACGUAACCUGAUUAGGGCAUCCACCCACGGUGCUCAGAAUUACAGAAAUCACAUUUAGAUUAUGGUUACUCAUCUUAUAAUUAUAUAUGCAACGGUGUGCAUCCUUCUUACCGAAUUACGAUGCACACUUUGAAGAUGUUAGAAUAACUGCCACAUUUACUUUUCCUCAGCCAACAAGAUGAGUAAUGAACAGCAAAAUCUCUAGCCUAUGUCAAUCUAAUAUCCCCCAUAUUAGAACAUUUGACCUAUUCUAUUAGUCAGCUUGUCGUUCUGUGCGGGAAAGAAAUAGCCUAUUCCAAACAGACUCUGGGACUGUUGUGGGACGAUCGAUCCCAAAUUCAAUAGAACCAGUAGGCCUAGGCUACAUAUAUACAGUGCAUUCUGAAAGGAUUCAGAGCCCUUGACUUUUUCCACAUUUUGUUACGUUACAGCCUUAUUCUAAAAAUGAUAUAUAUAUUUUUUUAUCUUCAUCAAAUCUACACACAAUACCCAAUAAUGACAAAGCAAAAACAGGUUUUUAGUAUUUACUGCAAAUUUAUUUAAAAAAAACUAAAAACUGAAAUACCUUAUUUACAUAAGUAUUCAGACCCUUUGCUAUGAGACUCGAAAUUGAGCUCAGGUGCAUCCUGUUUGCAUUGAUCAUCCUUGAGAUGUUUCUACAACUUGACUGGAGUCCACCUGUGGUAAAUGUAAUUCAUUGGACAUGAUUUGGAAAGGCACACACCUGUCUAUAUAAGGUCCCACAGUUGAAAGUGCAUGUCAGAGCAAAAACCAAGCCAUGAGGUCGAAGGAAUUGUCCGUAGAGCUCCGAGACAGGAUUGUGUCGAGGCACAGAUCUGGGGAAGGGUACCAAAAAAUGUCUGCAGCAUUGAAGGUCCCCAAGAACACAGUGGCCUCCAACAUUCUUAAAUGGAAGAAGUUUGGAACCACUAAGACUCUUCUUAGAGCUGGCCGCCCGGCCAAACUGAGCAAUCGGGGAAGAAGGGCCUUGGUCAGGGAGGUGACCAAGAACCCAAUGGUCACUCUGACAGAGCUCCAGAGUUCCUCUUUGGAGAUGGGAGAACCUUCCAGAAGGACAACCAUCUCUGCAGCAGGCAUCUAUGGUAGAUCAGGCAUUUAUGGUAGAGUGGCCGCUCUUCAGUAAAAGGCACAUGACAGCCCGCUUGGAGUUUGCCAAAAGGCACCUAAAGGACUCUCAGACCAUGAGAAACAACAUUCUCUGGUCUGAUGAAACCAAGAUUGAACUCUUUGGCCUGAAUGCCAAGCGUCACGUCUGGAGGAAACCUGGCACCGUCCCUACGGUGAAGCAUGGUUUUUCAGCGGCAGGGACUGCGAGACUAGUCAGGAUCGAGGGGAAAGAUAAACGGAGCAAAGUACAGAGAGGUCCUUGAUGAAAACCUGCUCCAGAGUGCUCAGGACCUCAGACUGGGUCUGAAUACUUCGUCUUUUGUUUCUUUUUUUUCUGGGGGAAAUCAGCUUUUAAUAUUGCAGAGAGAUCGUAGAUUCCAUCAAUGUAAUUGUCUUAAUCAUUUCCAAUCCCCCAUAUAUUUAUGUACAUUUGAUAUUUCUGUUUUUUUAUUUUUAAUACAGUGGGGAAAAAAAGUAUUUAGUCAGCCACCAAUUGUGCAAGUUCUCCCACUUAAAAAGAUGAGAGGGACCUGUAAUUUUCAUCAUAGGUACACGUCAACUAUGACAGACAAAUUGAGAAAAAAAUCCAGAAAAUCACAUUGUAGGAUUUUUAAUGAAUUUAUUUAAAAUGAUGGUGGAAAAUAAGUAUUUGGUCACCUACAAACAAGCAAGAUUUCUGGCUCUCACAGACCUGUAACGUCUUCUUUAAGAGGCUCCUCUGUCCUCCACUCGUUACCUGUAUUAAUGGCACCUGUUUGAACUUGUUAUCAGUAUAAAAGACACCUGUCCACAACCUCAAACAGUCACACUCCAAACUCCACUAUGGCCAAGACCAAAGAGUUGUCAAAGGACACCAGAAACAAAAUUGUAGACCUGCACCAGGCUGGGAAGACUGAAUCUGCAAUAGGUAAGCAGCUUGGUUUGAAGAAAUCAACUGUGGGAGCAAUUAUUAGGAAAUGGAAGACAUACAAGACCACUGAUAAUCUCCCUCGAUCUGGGGCCCCACGCAAGAUCUCACCCCGUGGGGUCAAAAUGAUCACAAGAACGGUAAGCAAAAAUCCCAGAACCACACGGGGGGACCUAGUGAAUGACCUGCAGAGAGCUGGGACCAAAGUAACAAAGCCUACCAUCAGUAACACACUAUGCCGCCAGGGACUCAAAUCCUGCAGUGCCAGACGUGUCCCCCUGCUUAAGCCAGUACAUGUCCAGGCCCGUCUGAAGUUUGCUAGAGUGCAUUUGGAUGAUCCAGAAGAGGAUUGGGAGACUGUCAUAUGGUCAGAUGAAACCAAAAUAUAACUUUUUGGUAAAAACUCAACUCGUCGUGUUUGGAGGACAAAGAAUGCUGAGUUGCAUCCAAAGAACACCAUACCUACUGUGAAGCAUGGGGGUGGAAACAUCAUGCUUUGGGGCUGUUUUUCUGCAAAGGGACCAGGACGACUGAUCCGUGUAAAGGAAAGAAUGAAUGGGGCCAUGUAUCGUGAGAAUUUGAGUGAAAACCUCCUUCCAUCAGCAAGGGCAUUGAAGAUGAAACGUGGCUGGGUCUUUCAGCAUGACAAUGAUCCCAAACACACCGCCCGGGCAACGAAGGAGUAGCUUCGUAAGAAGCAUUUCAAGGUCCUGGAGUGGCCUAGCCAGUCUCCAGAUCUCAACCCCAUAGAAAAUCUUUGGAGGGAGUUGAAAGUCUGUGUUGCCCAGCGACAGCCCCAAAACAUCACUGCUCUAGAGGAGAUCUGCAUGGAGGAAUGGGCCAAAAUACCAGCAACAGUGUGUGAAAACCUUGUGAAGACUUACAGAAAACGUUUGACCUGUGUCAUUGCCAACAAAGGGUAUAUAACAAAGUAUUGAGAAACUUUUGUUAUUGACCAAAUACUUAUUUUCCACCAUAAUUUGCAAAUAAAUUCAUUAAAAAUCCUACAAUGUGAUUUUCUGGAAAAAAAAUUCUCAUUUUGUCUGUCAUAGUUGACGUGUACCUAUGAUGAAAAUUACAGGCCUCUCUCAUCUUUUUAAGUGGGAGAACUUGCACAAUUGGUGGCUGACUUUUUUUCCCCACUGUACAUUUGCAAAAAUUUCAAAACACCUGUUUUUACUUUGUCAUUAUGGGGUAUUGUGUGUACAUUGAGGGGUAACAAAAAACAUUCCAUUUUAGAAUAAGGCUGUAACGUAACGUGGAAAAAGUCAAGGGGUCUGAAUACUUUCAGAAUGCACUGUAAGCAUUGGACAUCAACUAUUCUAAGUUGGCCUUAGUAGGAGUGACUAUAGAAUUCUAUAUUUGUCAUUUAUUUUUUGCGAAUCACACUACUGUGAGGCGUGGCUCCAUAAGAGGUGCACAAGACACAUACAGGGGAGGUAUAGGGGGAACAUGUUAUAGGAGAUAAUUGGUUGUUAGAUUAAACCAAUGCCUAUAUGCCGGGAGUUUCUCACGGUCUGUAUUGGCUAACGAAGGCCAAGUUUGAGGCUUUGGUCCACCAGACUCUUAGCGCAUUUGUGCCGAAGUGUCUGAGAACGAGUUUUAUUGUAUCCCCCUUUUGCGCUUCCCUCCUAACUCUGUCUUUUUGUUGUCUUCAUCUCUCUAUUUCUCUGAUUUAUGGUUGACUGAACUGGAAGAUCCUUGUAGCCAAAGCACAAAGAUUAUCACAACUGUAUUAUCACAACUAUGUCAAAACUCUUCUGUCCUCCCUGUGUGUGUGUGCAGGUGGCCGUAACGUCACCAUCUCCCUGCAGUCGAGGACGGGACACACCCACAUGCCGUCAGUGGUGGGCCUGCUGGUAUUCACCCAGUUCUGGUUCUGGUUCCCCCUUUCCCACUUCCUCUCCCUGGCCUUCACCCCCACCGCCAUCAUCGGCCUCAACAAGGACCUCAAGGUAAACAACGUGUGUGUGUGGGGUGCGUCUGAAGUAUACGCAUGGAUACGAGCGACUUGGUGUGUGUGCUAUCAUUGGCUUGAACAAGGACCUGAAAAUAAAAUGGUCUUAACGCAUGCCUAUCUCCAGAGGAGGGAGGGACUUACUGUCUUGUUGUCCCAUACCAAAAGCACCUGACAACAGGGGUGUGUGUGUCAGUGUUUCCACUGCAGUCAUUUAGCUGUGGCACUUCGCCACGGCAAAAUCAUUGCUGCCACAUCCAAAAAUAGAUGCUGGAGUAGUCCACAUUUACUUUUCCCCUGCAAACAAAACGAGUAAUGAAUAGAAAAAUCGGACAACCCCAUAGUAGAAUAGUUGAUCUAUUUACCUAGUCGGCUUGUUGUGUGUUCUAUGCGAGAUAAAUAUUCCUCUCGAGGCGCGUUCAAGUUACGAGUGCCAUAGGGAGGGAAUUCCCAGAAUCGAAUAUAGGCUGCAAAAAUAGCCAACAUUUUAUUUAUACUGAACAAAAAUAUAAACACAACAUGUAAAGUGUUGGUACCAUGUUUCAUGAGCUGAAAUAAAAGAUCCCAGACAUUUUCCAUAGCCACAAAAAGCUUAUUUUUCUCAGUUUUUUUGGCACAAAUUUGUAUUCAUCCCUGUUAGUGUGCAUUUCUCCUUUGCCAAGGUAAUCCAGCCACCUGACAGGUGUGGCAUAUCAAGAAGCUGAUUAAACAGCAUGAACAUUACACAGGUGCACCUUGUGCUGGGGACAAUAAAAGGUGCAGAUUUGUCACAUAACACAAUGCCACAGAUGUCUCAGGUUUUGAGGGAGCAUGCAAUUGGCAUGCUGACUGCAGGAGGUCCACCAGAGUUGUUGCCAGAGAAGAAUGUUCAUUUCUCUACCAUAAGCCGCCUUCGAUGUUGUUUUAGAGAAUUCGGCAGUACGUCCAACCGGCCUCACAACCGCAGACCACGUGUAACCAUACCAGCCCAGGACCUCCACAUCCGGCUUCUUCAACUGUGGGAUCGUCUGAGACCAGCCACCCGGACAGCUGAUGAAAAAUUUGGGUUUGCACAACCAAAGUACAGUAUCAGUCAAAGUUUGGACACACCUUCAAGAGUUUUAAUUUAAUUUUUUACAUUGUAGAAUAAUAGUGAAGACAUCAAAACUAUGAAAUAACACAUAUGGAAUCAUGGAGUAACCAAAAAAGUGUUAAACAAAUCAAACUAUAUUUUAUUUAGGAGAUUCUUCAAAGUAGCCACCCUUUGCCUUGUUGACAGCUUUGCACACUAUUGGCAUUCUCUCAACCAGCUUCAUGAGGUAGUCACCUGGAAUGCAUUUCAAUUAACAGGUUGCCUUGUUAGAAGUUAAUUUGUGAUUUUUUUUUUUCCUCCUUAAUGCGUUUGAGCCAAUCAGUUGUGUUGUGACAAGGUAGGGAUGGUAUACAGAAGAUAGCCCUAUUUGGUAAAAGACUAAGUCUAUAUUAUGGCAAGAACAGCUCAAAUAAGCAAAGAUAAACGACAGUCCAUCAUUACUUUAAGAUAUGAAGGUCAGUCAAUCUGGAACAUUUCAAUGGAACAUUUCAAGAACUUUUAAAGUUUCUUCAAGUGCGGUCGCAAAAACCAUCAAGCGCUAUGAUGAAACUGACUCUCAUGAGGACCGACACAGGAAUGAAAGACCCAGAGUUACCUCUGCUGCAGAGGAUAAGUUCAUUAGAGUUAACUGCACCUCAGAUUGCAGCCCAAAUAAAUGCUUCACAGAGUACAAGUAACAGACACAUCUCAACAUCAACUGUUCAGAGAAGAUUACGUGAAUCAGGCCUUCAUGGUCGAAUUGCUGCAAAGAAACUACUACUAAAGGACACCAAUAAUAAGAAGAGACUUGCUUGGGCCAAGAAACAUGAGCAAUGGACAUUAGACUGGUGGAAAUCUGUUCUUUGGUCUGAUGAGUCCAAAUUUGCGAUUUUUGGUUCCAACCGCCAUGUCUUUGUGAGACGCAGAGUAGGUGAACGGAUGAUCUCCGCAUGUGUGGUUCCCACCGUGAAGCAUGGAGGAGGAGGUGUGAUGGUGUGGGAGUGCUUUGCUGGUGACAUUGUCUGUGAUUUAUAUAAAAUUCAAGACACACUUAACCAGCAUGGCUACCACAGCCUUCUGCAGCGAUACGCCAUCCCAUCUGGUUUGGGCUUAGUGGGACUAUCAUUUGUUUUUCAAUAGGACAAUGACCCAACACACCUCCAGGCUGUGUAAGGGCUAUUUGAUCAAGAAGGAGAGUGAUGGUAGUGCUGCAUCAGAUGACCUGGCCUCCACAAUCACCCGACCUCAACCCAAUUGAGAUGGUUUGGGAGGAGUUGGACCGCAGAGUGAAGGAAAAACAACCAACAAGUGCUCAGCAUAUGUGGGAACUCCUUCAAGACUGUUGGAAAAGCAUUCCAGGUGAAGCUAGUUGAGAGAAUGCCAAGAGUGUGCAAAGCUGUCAUCAAGGCAAAGGGUGGCUAUUUGAAUCUCAAAUACAAAAUAUAUUUUAAUAUGUUUAACACUUGUUUGGUUAGUACAUGAUUCCAUAUGUGUUAUUUCAUAGUUUUGAUGUCUUCACUAUUAUUCUACAACGUAGAAAAUAGUAAAAAUAAAGAAAAACCUUUGAAUGAGUAGGUGUGUCCAAACUUUUGACUGGUACUGUAUUUCUGCACACACUGUCAGAAACUAUCUCAGGGAAGCUCAUCUGCGUGCUCGUCGUCCUCACCAGGGUCUUGACCUUACUACAGUUAGGCGUUGUAACCGACUUCAGUGGGCAAAUGCUCACCGUAGAUGGCCAUUGGCACGCCGGAGAAGUUUGCUUUCACGGAUUAAUCCCAGUUUCAACUGUACCGGGCAGAUGGCAAACAGCAUGUAUGGCGUUGUGUGGACAAGCGGUUUGCUGGUGUCAACGUUAUGAACAGAGUGCCCCAUGGUGGCGGUGAGGUUAUGGUAUGUGCAGGCAAAGCUACGGACAACAAAUACAAUUUCAUUUUAUCGAUGGCAAUUUUAAUUCACAGAGAUACCGUGACGAGAUCCUGAGGCCCAUUGUCGUGCCAUUCAUCUGGCGCCAUUACCUCAAGUUUUAGCAUGAUAAUGCACGUCCCCAUGUCAGAAGGAUCUGUACCCAAAGCUCAAACAUUUUCAGUAUUUCCAUGGCUCGCAUACUCACCAGACAUGUUACCCACUGGGCAUUUGUGGGAUUCUCUGGAUCGACGUGUACGACAGUGGUUUCCAGUUUCCGCCAAUAUCCAGCAACUUCACACAUCCGUUGAAGAGGAGUGGGACAACAUUCCACAGGCCACAAUCAACAGCCUGAUCAACUCUAUGCGAAGGAAAUGUGUCGCGCUGCAUGAGGCAAAUGGUGCUCACACCAGAUACUGACUGGUUUUCUGAUCCACGCCCCUACUUUUUGUUGUUGUUGUUGGUAUCUGUGACCAACCGAUGCAUAUCUGUAUUCCCAGUCAUGUGAACUCCAUAGAUUAGGGUAAAAUAUUUUAAAUUGUUGCAUGUUGCAUUUAUACUUUUGUUCUUUGCAGUAGGCUACUCAAACUUUUACCAGCAGUACCAGUUUACACUUUAAAUGGACUGCGUAUGGUCUAAUGAACGAAAUCCUGAAUUAAUGUAAUAAUUAACUGAUAACUAACUGAAUUAUCGAAAACAAAUAGGCCUGCCUGCUUGCACUUUGUGCAGGCUGUGUAUGCAUCUAACGCAUUGUUGUUCUCCCAAUCUGGGCAUUUCACUCGAGUAGCACCUGUUUCCACGAUGGUGUUGUAGCCUAUUGUUCUUUUUAUUUCUCCGGUUAGGCCUAGUUAGCCAUUUUCGCGUGAACUAGGCUAUCCAGGGAAGGUAAACCUGGCGACGUGUCGUAUUAUCACGUGGGGAGAGGGAACAUAAGCUCUGCUUGUGGACAAAUUAGAACGAUUUAGCACCACACAAAUAAGGUACAGUUUCUAGCUCCACACACUUUCAAUUAACGCGCGGCUUGUUGCGUUAUGUCUGCCUCGCCGCUCACAGAAUGGAAUUCGCAACACAAUGCAACGCAACAAGCUCCUGGGUUUUUUCAAAUGUUUACGACCCGCAACGUAAUUGUUCUGAACCGCGAGCCACCAGCAGCUGAUUUUUUUGCGGCUCACCCGCAGGGAACCGUGGGUAUCUGACCCGACUUAGGACUCGACUAAUGAUUAGUCCCAAUAGGGUAAAUGCAGAUGGAUAACCUCAUGCUUCAGCCUAUUUAUAGCCACUAUGCUGCAGCAUUUGGGCUAUAGGUGAUAAUGCUUAUUGCUAAUAGCAUGCUUGAUAAUAUGGACCAUGCAUAGGCUAUAUUUUUUUAAAUAAUAAUUUUGUCAAUAUGUUAGGGAUUAGCAUCUUGCCCUUUCAAGACAAUUCAAUGCGUAUCUAGAUACAUGGGCUCCGAUACGAUACAGGAACGAUACCUUUUAGCUUGAAAUGAUUCAGUUUGAUUAGAGAAAGAGUCGAUGAGAUACGAUAACGUGUAAACACAUUCAUUUUCCUUUCUAAAUUAAAAUCUUCUGCCGAUGGAGCUCAUGAGCUGGGCCUCUGAGCUGGAUCUGUGUAAGCUGACUUCUGUGUGGUGUGUGUGUGUGUAAAUGAUGUACGUGUGUGUGUGUGUGUGUGUGUGUGUGUGUGUGUGUGUGUGUGUAAAUUAUGUAUAUCUAUGGUGUAUGUACUAUAUAGGCACCUGAUCUGAGACAUAAGAGCGACUAGGCAUCUACCACCCCACUACCAAUAUCAGACUAGUUGGGGCAAUGUAGCCUGUUUUUUGUCCCCUCACUUAGGUUCUGAAAUCAACAUUCCCCACUAAUUAACUUGUCAUUUUUGUAGAUUAAGUAUUUGAGCUAGUAAUGUAUCAAUAUUUAUAGUUGACAAAUUUAGCUAUGACAUAGCCAAUGAAUGUAUAAGCACAUCUUUGAAUUUCACCCCCAACCCGAAAUCGAAUGGUUUUGACCGUUUGGAAGUUUUUAGUGAGCUUAUUUUCUCCUCCAGCUUUGGCCAUGCGGUGCGUCUCACAAAGGGAUUGUUGUCCUCGUUAUGAAAUUAUCAACUUGACCCUGUAUAUCUAAAAAUGACCAUAUACACUGAUUGUUAAAGCAAAACUACCAAAACAUUUGCUGAUGGUGAACCUGUACAAUCAUAAUGAAAUAUAUUGUAAGCCCCGUUCAUCAGGUAGCAUGUAUAGCCAGAUGAGAGUUCUCCUGUAGCUUACUUUUUAUUCCAGUGAAACACAUUUUCUCUUCAGCGCAUAGAUAACAAUAACCUAGCAAAUUACAUAGGUUGUCACUCAACUAAUAAAGCCUAAUAUUGUAUUGAAUGUGCCAGAUCUGGAACAGGAUGCCUACCUUGCGUUGGUCAGUGCACGAAGCUGGGCACAGUGCGCAGUUUGACUAGGCUACUGAUAUUCCCUGGGGUUGUUCGGCAUGUUAAAUUAUUUGUAGAUCAAUGACUGUCAACACAGUUACAUGCUUAGUUCGACACUGAAGGAGAGGACGUCAGUUGUCACAAAAUAUGAGGUAUUUUCGGAAGGUAGAAAGAAUGUCAUAUGAGCAAACAUUUAUUGUGAAUCAGUGAUUCGUAACGUUUGAAUCGAUUUUCUGACUGAUGCAUGCUACAUUUGGAUCGGUUUGGGGUCCGCAGUCGUAUCUUAAACAUUUGAAUCUGGGACCGAUGUGUAUCGGUGAAUCGUUACAUCCCUACAAUAUGUUAUUUGGCUCAUUCCUGGAGGUGGAAAUUAUAUUUUAGAUGGUGUCAGCAUAAUUUUAUUUUCAUUAAUUUUGGAGUAGAAUGUCCUUUUAAAAAGUCACCAGAACUGAGCUUCUCAGUCCUUUUACAUAAAAAUGUCCAUGGGGGGGACCCCGGUCCCCCAAAACAGGACCUGGGCUGGGACACUGGGCUUAAUGGAGUUACAAACCAUUUUCUGCCCCUCAGCUUCACAUACAGUUCCUUCAGAAAGUAUUCACACCCCUUGACUUUUCCCACAUUUUGUUGUGUUACAGCCUGAAUUUAAAAUGUAUUAAAUCGCGAUUUUUGGUCACUGGCCUACACACAAUACCCCAUAAUGUCAAAGUGGAAUUAUGUUUUUGAAAAUGUUUAUAAAUUAAUUAAAAAUGAAAAGCUGAAAUGUCCUGAGUAAAUAAGCAUUCGACCCCUUUGUUUUGGGAAGCCUAAAUAAGUUCAGGAGUAAAAAUAUGCUUAACAAGUCACAUAGUAAGUUGCAAGGACUCACUCUGUGUGCAAUAGUGUUUAACAUGAUUUUUGAACGACUACCUCAGCUCUUUACCCCACACGUACAAUUAUCUGUAAGGUCCCUCAGUCGAGCAGUGAAUUUCAGAUUCAACCACAAAGACUAGGGAGGUUUUCCAAUGCCUCGCAAAGAAGGGCACCCGUUGGUAGAUGGGUAAAACAAAUUUUGAAUAUCACUGUGAGCAUGGUGAAGUUAUUAAUUACACUUUGGAUGGUGUAUCAAGUCACUACAAAGAUACAGGCAGCCUUCCUAACUCAGUUAGAGUUUAAUGGCUUUGAUAGGAGAAAACUGAGGAUGGAUCAACAACAUUGUAGUUACUCCACAAUACUAACCUAAUUGACAGAAUGAAAAGAAGGAAGCCUGUAAAGAAUAAAAAUAUUCCAAAACAUGCAUCCUGUUUGCAAUAAGGCAGUAAAGUAAUACUACAAACAUUUUGCCAAAGCAAUUACAUUUCUGUCCUGAAUACAAAGUGUUAUGUUUGGGGCAAAUCCAGCACAACACAUUACUGAGUACCACUCUCCAUAUUUUCAAGCAUAGUGGUGGCUGCAUCAUGCUAUGGACAAUAAUGGAAGACAGUGAAUGUUUUUAAGUGUAGGAGUUACAGUUUUGACUUAAAUCUACUUGGGAAUCUAUGGCAAGACCUGAAAAUGGUUGUCCAGCAAUGAUCAACAACCAAUUUAACAGAGCUUGAAAAAUUGUGAUAAAAAGAAUGGGAAAAUGUUGCACAAUCCAUGUGUGGAAAGCUCUUAGAGACUUACCCAGAAAGACUCACAGCUGUAAUCGGUGCCAAAGGUCCCUCUACAAAGUAUUCACUCAGGGGUGUGAAUACUUAAGUUCCAGCCUUAGCAGUUGCCCAGAUCAGCAGUUGUGCCCGGUGGCUUUGUGCGCCUACAGGAGAAGACAUUGUUGUUUACCAGCACUCAUAUUGUGCCACCCUACUGCAGUCAUGCCAUUCCAUGCCAGCCUUUUAUCGCACUUUAUGUUCAACUUCCCCCUCAUACUUAACACCACCCUGCAGAGAACAGAAGUGAGUUAUGACAUAACAUUAAACUAAAUGAAAGCCUCUCUGGUCAGUGUUGGCUCCCUAUACGGUGCUGUUUUAGAAUUUGACGGGAAAUGUUAACACAUUGAUUUCCUGUUGGCAUUAUCAAUUGACUACAAGUGAGUAGGCGUUAUACUAUUUUGUUCCAGUGAAAUAAAUGAUUUGUAUUAUUUACAACUGACUUUCCAUGAAAACGCAUUUCAGAUACAACGCUCAAUGCGCUCAUAUACAUGCGUACAUACCAUGCACCGUAACUACUAUGCUCACCAACAGUAAAAAAAAAAGUAAUAAUAAUAAUUACAUUCUGAGUGGUAUUAGUAUCAAUGUGGCCAAAGGAAUGUGGUGUUUUCAGCGUUUCUUGUUGUCAAGCCAGCCUAUGAAUAAGUCAAACGGGACAUCCCUUUUCAUAGGGUGCUGGGUUGGACAUUACAACCAUUGCUUUUUAUUGGUGUUUGACCACACUCUUCCCCCCUAUCCAGAUGCCCAAGGUACAGUACCGCUCCAACUGUAAGCCCUCCACCUUUGCCUACCCUCCGGCCUUGGAGGUGCCCAAGGAGAAAGAGAAGGAGAAGGUGAGUCCCCUAACGGCAAAAGAAUGUCACCUUGUUUUGAUCGAUUGAAGUCAUAUCGCGGUUGUCAUUCUGAAUGAAGUGUCCUCAGCUGUCAUCAAUUUCUUGGAGGGUUUUGUUAUUAGUGUCCCUUUUGAACGCUUUCUCAUAAUUUUCAUUUCAUUGCCAUGUUCUCAGUCUGCUCAGUCUAGUGCCCAAGUUUUGUUUCAUUUUAGAACCUAGGUUCACUUCAAUAACGUAAUAAAAAAACGGGCUAUUUUGUUGUUCAUGCAUUCUAAGAAGUUUUGUGAUUGGGCUCAUUGCCUGAAGUAUUGUUGUUUAUUGUCUCUCACUCCCUCUUUCUCCAUGAUAGGUGUCUACUGCGGUUCUCUCCAUCACAGCCAAAGCUAAGAAGAAGGAAAAGGAGAAGGAGAAGAAGGAGAAGGAGGAGGAAAAGAUGGAAGUGGUGAGUGUGUGGAAACAAAACCCGUCCUUUUACGACAGCCAGCCCCACUUUCUAUUUGUGUUUGUUGUUUUUUUUACUUCAAAUUAAGUCUUAGUUUCUAUGUAGAUGUUUUCAACCAUCCUCAAGCAAGAAUCCUGUAGCCCCCGUCCCAAACAGAGCUCUGUUCAUAUUGAUAGUGAGGUGUUAAUGGUUCACAGACCUGAACAACAGUCAAACGUUUUGGGCCCGGUACCAGGGCUCUGCAGCCUCCUUUAAAGGGGUAGUUCACUCCAAAUCCAUAAACUGCUUAUUGAUUUCUUACCUCAGAAGUCAUUACCAGGCACAUAGACUACUGCAGAGAAGACCAUUUCAAAGGUAAGAAAACUAUAAAUUGAAAUGUGAGUGAACUAUUCCUUUAAAGUAGCAGUUAUCAUGAAAUAUGAAAUGAGGGAACUAUCCCUUUAAGGACCAGCUAGCUCUCAGCCUUGGCAGGGUCCCACAGCCCCUCUCUCCACAGAUGUUACCAACUCACCCAUGAAGCACUCAGCUGGAACACACCAAACAAAUCAAAUUAUUUGUCACAUGCUUCAUAAACAACAGGUGUAGACUAACAUGCUUACUUGCAGGUCCUUUUCCAACAAUGUAGAGUAACGAAAAAUAUAUACAGUACCAGUCAAAAGUUUGGACACACCUACUCAUUCAAGGGUUUUUCUUUAUUUUAAAUAUUUUCUACAUUGUAGAAUAAUAGUGAAGACAUCAAAACUAUGAAAUAACACAUAUGGAAACAUGUAGUAACCAAAAAAGUGUUAAACAUAUCAAAAUAUAUUUUGUAUUUGAGAUUCAAAUAGCCACCCUUUGCCUUGAUGACAGCUUUGCACACUCUUGGCAUUCUCUCAACCAGCUUCACCUGGAAUGCUUUUCCAACAGUCUUGAAGGAGUUCCCACAUAUGCUGAGCACUUGUUGGCUGCUUUUCCUUCACUCUGCGGUCCGACUCAUCCCAAACCAUCUCAAUUGGGAUGAGGUUGGGGGAUUGUGGAGGCCAGGUCAUCUGAUGCAGCACUCAUCACUCUCCUUGGUCAAAUAGCCCUUACACAGCCUGGAGGUGUGUUGGGUCAUUGUCCUGUUGGAAAACAAAUGAUAGUCCCACUAAGCCCAAACCAGAUGGAAUGGUGUAUCGCUGCAGAAUGCUGUGGUUGCCAUGCUGGUUAAGUGUGCCUUGAAUUCUAAAUAAAUCACUGACAGUGUCACCAGAAAAGCACCAUCACACCACCUCCUCCAUGCUUCACGGUGGGAACUACACAUGCGGAGAUCAUCCGCUCACCUACACUGCGUCUCACAAAGACACAGCGGUUGGAACAAAAAAUCUCCAAUUUGGACUCCAGACCAAAGGACAGAUUUCCACCGGUCUAAUGUCCAUUGCUCGGCAAAGGGUGGCUACUUUGAAGAAUCUCAAAUAUAAAAUAUAUUUUGAUUUAUUUAACACUUUUUUGGUUACUACUUUGUCAUUUUCUCACACAAACACUGUAUGGGAGUGUUUGUUCUGCAGUUAACACACACACAUAGACAAACAGGCAUGCUGAUAUGAGUCAUUGCACCGCUAUGGUCCAGUUUUCAGCCUAGCGUCAGAUGGUGCAGGGCUUCCUGGUAGCAGCCGGCUCCACACAUGGGUGGUAUAGGGCAGGGAAUGGAUGAUAGGCAAGGAUAGGUAACACAGGGAGGGCAGACAUAGAAUGCCAGGCCAGGCUCUGAUAGGUAAGUGCCGCAAGGUUUAUUUGUUUGUUUAUUUGGAUCCCCAUUUAGCUUUUGCGGAAGCAUCAGCUACUCUUCCUGGGGUCCACAAAAAUGCAAAACAUGACAAGUAACAAAACACUGAUAGACAAGGACAGUCACACAAAUGUGAAAUACGAUAUACAAACAAUACAACAAAAAAAUUAUACAAACAAUGCGUCUCCCGAGUGGCGCAGUGGUCUAAGGCACUGCAUUGCAGUGCUAGCUGUGCCACUAGAGAUCCUGGUUCGAAUCCAGGCUCUGUCGUAGCCGGCCGCGACCGGGAGACCCAUGGGGUGGCGCACAAUUGGCCCAGCGUCGUCCAGGGUAGGGGAGGGAAUUUCCGGAAGGGAUGUAGCUCAGUUGGUAGAGCAUGGCGUUUGCAACGCCAGGGUUGUGUGUUCGAUUCCCACGGGGGGCCAGUAUAAAAAAAAUAAGUAUAUAUAUAUAUAUAAUGUAUGCACUCACUAACUGUAAGUCGCUCUGGAUAAGAGCGUCUGCUAAAUGACGUAAAUGUAAAAAUAUUGUGUGUCUGUGUGUGCAUGUGUUUGUGUCCCCUCAGUCCCUGCCAUUCCAUGAGAUGUUUAAUCUGUUUUUUAAAGGUAAUUUAGCUGUUUUGUUGAGUAAUUGGAGAUGGAAGGAAGUUCCAUACGAUCAUGGCUCUAUAUAAUACUGUGCGUUUCCAUGAAUUCUGUUUGGACUUGGGGACUGUGAAGAGACCCCUGGUGGCAUGUCUUGUGGGACAUGAAUGGGUGUCUGAGAUGAAUGUUAUUUGAUUAUGCAGACAAUUUGGAAUAUUCAUUACAGUAAUAUUUCUCAUGAAAACUAGAAGAGAAGCAGUUAAUCUCUCGUCAACCAGAAAAGACUGGCAUGAAUGUUGUUAGUUCUGUGUGUGCUGUUAAGGGCAAGGUGUGCUGCUCUGUUUUGAGCCAGCUGCAGCUUUGCUAGGUCUUUCUUUGCUGCACUUGACCAUAUUUCCAGACAGUAAUCAAAAUGGGACAAGACCAGAGCCUUAACAUCUAGUACAAUUGAUUUUUGUGUCAAAAGCGCAGAACAUCUUUUGAUAAGACAUACUCCUCCCCAUCUUCACAACAACUUUGUCAAUAUGACUUGACCAUGAUAAUUGACCAUCCAAUGUUAUACCUAGGAGUUUUGCUUCCUCAAUUUGCUCAAUGGUUACACCCUUUAUGCACAACUAGGGCUGUGGCGGUCACGAAAUUUAGUCAGCUGGUGAUUGUUAAGCAAAUAACUGUCAGUCUCAAGGUAAUUGACGUUAAUUAACAUAAACACAUUUAGCAUCUCCUGGCUUCCACACACGGCCUACAAGCCACUGAUGCAGACCUUUGGAACCUCUACAUUUAAAAAAGUAUAAUAAGUCCUUGUAAUAUAGCCUACACCUUCACAAUAAAUCCAUUAUUUAUUUUAGACAGAUCUAAAGAAGCAUGAUAUGAAGAAACUGUAGUCUAUUUCAGAAGAACAGAAUAGCAUACUCUGAGUUGUCCUUAUGUUAGGUCCUGAUCUGGCUAUGCCAAAUGGCUGUGGGCUACACUAGUUAAUUUAGCAGACAAGAUUUGCUUAUAAUUCCAUGGCAUUAUUUUAUAGUAUGAAGAAUACAAUUGAACAAAGCUGAAUAAAAUAGAAAGGAUCAUUUCUCCAAACGGUUUGAGGGUGUGUGCCACAUGCGGCUAUUCUGUGUUGAGCGGUUAACAAAGAAAAAGGUACUCCUAUAUGCUUAAUUUAGAGUUAUUAAUGUAACUUUAGUUGUUCUAUAAACGUUGGGCUAUAUGUUUUGACAAGCACUUGAUAAUGCCUCGAAUUUCACGGCGGCAUCCCCUUUGUGUGGCCGUAAUGCACCCUAAAAAAAUCCAUGCCUUUUGCGGCCAGUGGCCGUUGUGCCCUUGGCCCGGAGUGCUGUGUUGUGCCCUUCUCCUUGAGUGCUGUGCGCUCUGAAGCACCUCUCACUCACAUCGCUCUCCAUCACGUGAUCAGGUCUUUCUCACAGGCUACAAGUGAAGACAGACACAUCGGGGAGACGCAACCGCGCACGUCCUUAUCCAAUUCCGAGGUGCAUAUUGAAGAUAAUGGAAGAACUGUCCACAUUUACUUUUCGUCAGCCAACAAGAUGAGUAGGCCUAACGAACAGCAAAAGCACUAGCCUAUGUCAAUCUACUGUGACCUAUUCUGUGCGAGAAAUAAAUAUUCCAAACAUAGUGUGGGACAGUUGUGGGAUGCAAUGGAUCCCAAAUUAACACAACCACUAGCAUCCCAAAAAUGUUUUACGCAAUGUGGCUGACUCAACAGAUCAGAACGUUUAGCUUUAAAUGUUGAUUAACUAUUCAGCUAUUUCUUCACAUUAUAAGCGCCGCAAUGCGCGCAUGGCAGUAGGCUAUAAGCACGAAUGUUACAUUAUCGGGAAAACAUCAUUAUCAAAAGUGAUCACAAAUGCGAUUAUGAAUGUAAUGCUUUUAUUAUAAAGGUGCAUUCUUAUGGUGAAAAUUAUCUUCCCCAAACUUGAAACUCACGCGCUGCUUAUGUAUGCCAGUUAGGCUCUACACACCUUGUAACGCUGAUUCAUGUGCUUAAUUUUAAAGAAGUUAUUUGGCCACUUAUCAAAACAUAUAGGCCUAUGGGCUAGGCUACAUGAGGUGUGCGACUAAUCGAAAAAGUAAUGCAAAAAAAAAGCAUUUGUUUCUUGCCUUAUGCUGGGCAUCAUUCACAAGUGAUAAUAUAUAAUUCACAAGUGAUAGGCUAAUAUUGUCACCCAUCAGACUAUUGUUGAUUUAAUCUUCUCUUUACAUAUACUAAAUAAUAUGUGUGAAAUUUGUUUUGAUUUAGAAUGGACCAUUAUCAUGCACCUGUCUCGAAAAAGGCAGCGGGAAAAAAUAAAUGUAAUCUAUGCACUUAAAUAGCGAAUGGAGGAUGCUUUUCCCAUGAUUCAUUUUCAUACCAGCCAGGUAGGCUAUACUCCUGUUGUAAAGAUAAGCAAUGUGCUUAAUAUUAGGAAAGUUGAGAAAUAAAUAUAGUAGGCCUAGCCUAUAGAAAGCUGAUGGGAUCCUCCUCUUUUUAAUAGAGGCCAUCACUCUGUUUUCUCGCGCAAUUGCAUAGCCUAUAGAAAUGUUGCGCAACAAGAGCUCAUGGGUUCUCAUGAAGUGGUUGAUUAGAUUUUCAAAAUACAUUUGCAUUGAUGUCAGAGUGAUUAGAGGGACAAUAGUGCUGAGUACCAGGCAGUUAGCAUGUUUGGUAGGCUACUAAUGACCAUCAGCAGCAUCAGAGCUUGGAGAAGCCUAAUUACCGUGACUAAACGGGUAGCUUAGUGGUUAAGAGCGUUGUGCCAGUAACCGAAAGGGUCACUGGUUCUAAUCCUCGAGCCGACUAGGUGAAAAAUCUGUCGAUGUGCCCUUGAGCAAGGCACUUAACCCUAAUUGCUCCUGUAAGUCACUCUGGAUAAGAGCGUCUGCUAAAUGACUAAAAUUUAAAUGUAAACGGUCACGUAGAAUUUUUUAUCAAUUUCUUUUAACCAAUCAUCUGUCAUCUUAGUCAAUGCAGUACACGUUGAAUGCCCGUAUGCAUGCUGAAAGUCAGUAGUUGUUCUCUGAAAAAUAGCAUUGUAUUUGGUCAAACACAAUUCUCUCCAUCAGUUUACUAAGAAGAGGCAGCAAACUAAUUGGGCGGCUGUUAGAGCCAGCAACAGGUGCUUUACUGGGUUGUUUUUGGCAGUGGACUUACUUUAGCUUCCUUCCACGCCUGUGGACACACGCCUUUCGGAUUUGGUUAAAGAUAUAGCAAAUAGGGGUGGCAGUACAGUCUGCUACCAUUCUCAAUAGUUUCCCAUCAAGGUUGUCUAUACCUAGUGGCUUAUUGUUAUUGAUGGAUAACAAUAGUUUUUCCACCUCUCCCACACUAACUUGACCAAAAGAAAGUGUGUCCAUUUCAGAGAAACGGAAAGUCACCCACUAAAAAAGGCAGGCCAAAGAAGCUUGUAAUAUAAACUUAAUUUUCAUGCCGCUCCCCCGCAGGACCGUGUACCCUUCAAUAACUCAGACCCGACACACAGACAGUGUCUUAUAGAGGGGGAGUUUGUUGUAUUGUUUGGUUAGUUGAACAUUGAGAUUGUCUUGCGCGGGGCACUGCAAAUAGCCUAACAAAUCACUGGCCACCAAGUGCAACACAACAGAUAAGGUGUAUUAACCAUCUCAAGAUAAACACAUCUUCCAGAGUUGAAACUUUUCAGUUGUCGGGAAACGUGUGACAUGAAAAGCACACUUUAUUUUGGGUUUACGCUUAUUGCCAUUGACAUCUAUUGUAUUAUCCAAUGCAUUUUGUAGUCACUGAGUCAUGGGUUUUCCUCGAGAAGAGGGGGGGAAACGCUUAGCAUUUUUUGUGUUUGUUGGACUCUCAGGAGGUACAGGAGGCUGAGAAGGAGAAGAAAGAUGAGGAGAAGGAGAAGGAGAAGGAGAAGGAGAAGAAGAAGGAGCCCGAGCCCAACUUCCAGCUGAUGGAGAACCCAGCCAGAGUGAUGCCCGCCCAGCUCAAAGUGCUCAACAUGCCCGAGACGUGCCGCUACCAGCCCUUCAAACCGGUACGUACUGUUGGUGUGCCUGUGUGUGUGUGACUUUUUAAGUGUGUUUCUGGGUCCAACAAUGAAGCUGUCUUUUAUCAGCCAUCUUUUAUUUCAAUUUAAUCUAAGAUUAUAACCCCUGGUUGUUUGGUUUUGGACCGUAUAUCUGACCCCUAUCAUCACCCACUGAGUCUUAACGUUGCCGGCCAAUAAACCACUGGACUCUGGCCCCGUGCAAAGUGUUGACAGGUUUCCACAGUAAAUAAAAUGAGAUAUGCAUUAUGCAGUCACCCGCACACUUAUCGUAAUCCCACUCCUAUAAAGAGGAGUAUCAUCUGGUUACGUGUAAAAUCAACACAAGUCAAGCUAAGACCAAUGCAUCAUGGGUCAUAUCAAAUGACACAGGUGCCUCUUUGCUCUCGUCGGUCUUCUAAAACAUUACACAUUUUGUUUUUUAUAUGCGACCUUGAGAGGUAUUGUUUUAAGACCAGUCAAUCUAUUGUUGCGGGGUCAGGGUGUGCCUCCCACAGAAUGUCCCUCCAUAUCGUGACUAUUUAAUUUCACCUCUUCCAUAGAAGGCAAUCAGAGCACUGUUCCAAAUACCUUGUAGUGUGGUCUGUGAGUAGAUUAGUGUUAGCUUACCUGCCCAGUGAUAAUCUAGGAGUUAGAAUCAAGCCAGUGCAGUGCUCACCUUGCCAGAUGCUUUAGUCUGGACCUGAAACACAUCAUAUCUUAAACAACCAUAUCUAUAACACUGAUGUACAGUGAUAACCAAGCUGCUUGAUGUACAGUACAACCACUGCGAUGGCAAUGUGAUAACUGAGUAUCACUGAGGCAACCAUCCCCUCAAAAUCCUCACAGGCAGACCAAGACUGAAUAAAGACCUGUUCUUUCUUGCAGUCAUGAUAAAUCCCUUCACUGUUAUCCAUCACCUCGUCUGUGGAGUGUUUUUAAAGAUCCUCUCCUCUCACUUCUCGGCUUCAGAGAUUUACGUAGACAUAAGCCUUCUCUGAAGCCUUGUCAAAUGUGUCCAACUAUUGCAUAAGCAUGCUAGUCAGUGUUGACAGUGGAGAGUGGGUGAGAUUUAAACAUUAUGAGGUGCAGUGUGUUCUCUUGAGUUGAUAUUACAAUAUUGUGGGGCAGGCGGGUGAUGUUUGAUGGAUGUACUGCUCAGUCGGGAAGUUAGACAAGGUGUUGGGUGUUAACACAGCACGACACGGCCCCGGAGAUCGAAAAGACUCCCGUCAUUGGUCAAACCGCCUACAGUCGCUCAUGCCAUUGGUCCGUGUCCCCUGUCUGUCUCCAGCUGCACACCGGCGGCAUCAUCAUCAUGAAAGACACCAGCGAGGAAGAUGAGGAGCUGGUGGAGCCCGUCUCCGCCCACGGCCCAAAGAUCGAGGAGGAGGAACAGGAGCCAGAGGCCCCCGAGCCCUUCGAGUACAUCGACGAGUGA
Molecule: messenger RNA, 37678 nt
Organism: Coregonus sp. 'balchen'
Lineage: Eukaryota; Metazoa; Chordata; Actinopteri; Salmoniformes; Salmonidae
Source: the annotation of a GenBank genome assembly